Molecule: messenger RNA, 2265 nt
Organism: Linnemannia hyalina
Lineage: Eukaryota; Fungi; Mortierellomycota; Mortierellomycetes; Mortierellales; Mortierellaceae
Source: the annotation of a GenBank genome assembly
AUGCGUUUCGCUUCCGUGAUCCUGCUGUCCACAGCAAUUUUACUCUUCUCUACCAACACAAACAACCAAAGUCCAAGCUUCGCCGCCGCCCAAGUUUCCGUCCCCGGACGCUUCCGCCCUCACCUCUCCAGCUACUACCACUCCGCUGCCCCGGACUCCAAUGCAAGACCCAUCUCGCUGUACCGACCCUACCUGCGUUACUCCUCGUCUCAGGAACGAGAUGCGCAAGGACCCCCUGCGACACCUGUGAUGCAGAUGCCACAUAUGGACAACGCCCAGCUCCUGAACGACGAGACCAAUGCCCGGGCACAAUUGUUGGCCGAGGGUGGGGCUGACGAUGGGUCGUACCGGUUUGGAAAAGCUGUCGCCAUGGAUUCCUUGGGGUUUCCGUCUACCCUUUCCAGUGGUCGGUGGACGCACCUCAAGAAGCAGCGCCUCUCUCCCAACGACAAUGAGGAGGACGGGGAGGAGGAGGAUGUGAUGGUAUGGCAACUCGAGAUCCAGUCCAAAUCCGCCCUCUCUCUGAACCUGAUCUUCUCCGACUUCCACCUCCCCCCUCGUUCCGAAUUCUACAUCUCCUCCAAGACCCACCUCCUGGGGGCCUUCACCCCCGAGGUGAACAACAAGGCGGAUAGAGUCUUUGCGACGGCUCCCCUGGGAGGGGAUCGAUUGUUGUUGGAGUUGUAUCUGCCGAGGCUGGAUUUCGUUCAGGGCACAAGACCGAAUUUGGAAUUGAGCCAUGUGAUUCAUGGGUAUAAACCUACUCUUCUCGCUGCGUCGUCUGACUUGAUGGCGAAAGGGAUGAGGAUGGCCGAUGGGUCCAUUGCUCCGCACUCUCACCGCAGACGACGAAGUGGACGAGGUGGGCUGAGGGAGCAGACAUCGUAUGCCAACCCAUUGAGCGAUUGGAACCAGCACUCUGUCUCUAUGGAUGGUACAGAGGACGAGGAGGAUGGACCAGUGAGAGCAAUGUCGGGCAAGUGCAACCUCGACGUAGCCUGCCACCUGGACGAGUACCACGACCAGUCACGAAGCGUCGGUGCUAUCUUGUCCGAGUACAACCAAAAGUACUGCACCGGCGCACUCAUCAACAAUGUACGCCAAGACGGUCGCCAGCUCUUCCUCACUGCAAACCACUGUUCGGGGUUCGCAGAUACAUCGGCCCACUUAGUCAUGUUCAACCACGAAAAGAUCCAAUGCGGGUCCGCCCCCGAGGAAGUGAACGAGCACGACACAGCGAUGGGACUCAUCAAGCUGGGGAACUAUUUGAAUUCUGAUUACACGCUGUACGAGAUUGUGGAGACCAUCCCGGAUGCGUACAAUUUGUAUCUCUCCGGGUGGUCCGCUUUGCCGGAGGCGCCGAUGAGUCGACCCAGGUUCCCAGAGGAGGAGCCGCAGAAGCCUGAGGAGCCUGAGACUCCUGGAGAUGGUGAUGAUGAUGAUGACGAGGAAGCUGUGAGCCCCUGGAGAACUAUCCGCCGCAAGCCCCACAAAGACGAGCCCACACCCCCAGCACCCGAAGACCCUUCACUCACAAAGAUCCCCGUCGUCGGGAUCCACCACCCCUCAGGCGACUCGAAAAAAAUAUCCUUCUUCUACAACGGCACCCUCCUUCCAGUCUGCUGGUCCGAAUGCAUGUACAAAGAAAAAUUCCACUGGCAGAUCCCUCGUUGGGACCAAGGUACCACCGAACCCGGGUCCAGCGGGUCCCCACUCUUCAACGCCGACAAGCGGAUCGUAGGCCAGUUACACGGAGGAUCGGCUAGUUGUUACAACAGGAACGGGUAUGAUGUGUAUGGAGCCAUUUUUGCGAGUUUCUUGAGCCCACCCAAGAUCAAGAACCGACUUGCGACGUAUUUGGAUCCGGAGGGGACAGGGGCCAUGGUCUUGGAUGGAUAUGGGUUGGAGCAGGCGAGACGGGAGUCGAGACAGCGGCAUGGGCCUAAUCCUCCACCUUACCCGCAGCCUCCGCAGGAGGAUGAUGAUGAGGAGGACGAUGAUCCCUGGGCUCAUCCUACACUCGAGAAGCCUCUGACUUGGACGGAGGAGGAUUACUCGCACUCUGACAGUCCAUCACACGGACGCUACCGCCACCACCACCCACACCACCGCCACCGUACCGGCAAUGUCGAUCGCCUGAACAAGUUCAUGAACAAGUUCAUGAACAAGGUCUGGCAGGACAUUAUCCAAGGCUACAACAGCAUCGAUGCGGCGUCGUCAGAUGUUGGUGAGGGCCAAGUCUCCUGCGACCAGUUCCAGGACUAG